Molecule: messenger RNA, 2418 nt
Organism: Aricia agestis (brown argus)
Lineage: Eukaryota; Metazoa; Arthropoda; Insecta; Lepidoptera; Lycaenidae
Gene: Nep2
Product: neprilysin-2
Exons: 16
Coding region: 63-2381 (772 amino acids)
Biological process (GO): protein processing
Cellular component (GO): plasma membrane
Molecular function (GO): metalloendopeptidase activity
Source: RefSeq, a predicted model, not a curated record
CUCCACAGCACAGGCCGCAAAGGCCGCGCGACAUCUCUCUCUACACUCCUUACCCUGUCUCCAUGAGCGCGGAGUCGGAGUAUAUCACAACCAACUACAACAUGAGGAACAAUGUUAAACCAUCGUUCUGGGAGCAGCGGACUCGUCUGGAGAAGCGGCUGCUGCUGGCAGUGGGAGUGCUGGCGAUCCUGGCCAUCGCCUUCCUCGCAGCCUUCCUCGCCACAGCGCUGCUGAAGAACUCCGUCGAUGUCACUGACAUACCUCAAACCAGCGAGCUGAGACUGACGCCGUCGCCACCUGUCAUCAUAUCUAAGGACAAGCACAGCCCACAAGCUAUAUGCACCGCGCCCGGAUGCGUUCAUACCGCAUCCAAACUUCUCGCCAAUAUGGACACCAAAGUGGACCCGUGCGAUGACUUCUACGACUUCGCCUGUGGAGCCUUCGUGAAGAACACCCGUAUACCUGACGACAAGACUUCCGUGAACACCUUCUCCAUCAUCACCGAUCAGCUCCAGGAACAGAUUCGGACGCUACUGGAUGAACCCAUCACCCCCAAUGAGCCGAGACCCUUCGUUCUCGCGAAGACCCUGUACCAGGCUUGCAUGAAUAGAACUGCGAUCGAGGAGCGUGGCACCAAGCCUCUUUUGGACAUGCUGAACCGUCUUGGCGGUUGGCCGGUGCUGGAUGGAACGAAUUGGAACGAGGACGGCUUCACCUGGGACGAGUCGGUCUACCGGUUCCGUCUCGCGGGUUACUCCGUCGACUACUUCUUUGAUUUCUCUAUCAGUGUUGAUGUUAAGAACUCGACGAAGAGGAUUAUUGAUCUCGACCAGGCCUCUCUUGGCCUGAGCCGUGAAUACCUGAACCGGGGUUUCAGCGACAAGCUGGUCCAGGCCUACUACGAGUACAUGGUUGACAUCGCGGUGCUCCUUGGUGCUGAGAGGACCCGUGCCGAAGCGGAGCUGAAGGAAUCUCUCAUGUUCGAGAUAAGACUUGCCAAUAUUUCCCUGCCCUUGGAGAAGCGUCGUAACGCAACCAGCCUCUACAACCCUAUGACAAUCGCUGAGCUGCAGCAGAAGUUCCCGAAGAUCCCCUGGUUGUCUUACAUCAACCGUCUCCUGGCACCUCACGUGGAAGUUGGACUGGAUGAGGUUGCUAUCGUCAAUGUGCCCAAGUACAUUUCGGAACUGGAGAUCCUUCUCGAGAAGACUCCCAAGCGUGUGCAAGCGAACUACGUGAUGUGGCGUGUAGCUGGUGCUUCUGUGUCCUACUUGACUGACACUCUCCGUCGGCGACAGCUUGCUUACGUCACAGCUUUGUCCGGCAAGACAGAGAGGGAGAGCAGAUGGAAGGAGUGUGCCGACACCACUAGUGCUAGCAUGGCGAUUGCUGUUGGAGCUCUGUACAUCCGGAAAUACUUCAACGAGAACUCUAAGGCUAAUGCUCUGGAGAUGGUGAAUGAUAUCAGACAACAAUUCCGCAAGACCCUGACGGAGGUGGACUGGAUGGACGACAAGACGCGGCUCGAGGCCCUGGACAAGGCAGACUCUAUGGCCUCCCACAUUGCCUACCCGCAAGAGAUGUUGGACGAUAACAAGCUAACCGAGUUCUAUUCUGGGCUCGAAAUGACAUCGGACAAACUCAUGGAGUCCGUACUGAACCUGACGCUAUUCGGCACCGAGUACCUGUUCGGUAAACUCCGGGAGCCCGUGAAUAAGACCGACUGGGUCACCCACGGCAGACCAGCCAUCGUAAACGCCUUCUACUCUUCCAUCGAAAACAGCAUACAAUUCCCAGCUGGUAUCCUCCAAGGUGCUUUCUUCUCUGCUAAACGUCCUGCCUACAUGAACUACGGAGCUAUCGGCUUUGUCAUCGGCCACGAGAUCACCCACGGUUUCGAUGAUCAGGGUCGUCAAUUCGACAAGAACGGCAAUCUCAUCGACUGGUGGCAAGAAGUGACCAAGGAGAAGUACCUGGACAAAGCCAAGUGCAUCAUCGACCAAUACUCCAACUACACUGUCAAGGAAGUCGGAAUGAAGUUGAACGGCGUGAACACUCAAGGGGAGAACAUUGCUGAUAAUGGUGGUAUAAAGGAGGCGUACUACGCCUACCAGGCCUGGACACAGAGACACGGCGAGGAAUCCCGACUGCCUGGACUAGAGAAGUACAGCCCCAGACAGCUAUUCUGGCUAUCAGCGGCCAACACCUGGUGCUCCGUCUACCGCAACGAAGCCAUCAAGCUGCGCAUCACCACCGGUUUCCACGCCCCAGGCCGCUUCAGGGUCGUCGGCCCAAUGUCCAACAUGGAGGAGUUCGCAUCCGACUUCCAGUGCCCCGUAGGAUCCCCUAUGAAUCCCGUCAAGAAGUGCAAAGUGUGGUAGUCCAAUAGGGAUGGAGAAAAUAAAGUAGAAUAAUGGA